Molecule: messenger RNA, 1982 nt
Organism: Paramuricea clavata
Lineage: Eukaryota; Metazoa; Cnidaria; Anthozoa; Malacalcyonacea; Plexauridae
Source: the annotation of a GenBank genome assembly
AUGCAGGCCCUUGUUGGAAAAAGUGGAUCGGAAGACUCGAACUUAUUAGUCGGCAUGAACAUCAACAAUGACGCUAGAAAGCGAGCUUUGUUAUUACACUACGCAGGGGAACGUGUCUACGAAAUUUAUGAAGCGGAGAAAGGCGAAAGUGGAAACACUUAUGCAAAUACUAAAGAAGUACUUACUAAAUAUUUUGAACCAAAGACAAAUAUACAGAUAGAAAUUUACAACUUUCGCAGUUGCAAGCAGAAAGAAGGACAAUCCCUGGAUGAAUUUGUUACAGAACUAAGACAGUUGUCAAAGAAUUGUGGGUUUACUGAUGUUGACAAGGAAAUCUUGUCCCAAGUGAUCCAGCAUUGUAGCUCCAGUCGGUUUCGUAGGAGAGCUCUUCGAGAACCUGACAAAUCGUUAACUGAAAUUUUGGACAUAGGCAGAACAUUGGAACUUACAGAUAAACAUGCUGCCUCCAUGGAGAAUGAAUCUAUAUCAGCAGUCAGAUAUAACAAAAAUCAGCAGACAACACAGAGGGACACACCAUUAAGUCAUAAAGAAACCACCCAAGAUCGAGAUUCUAAGAAAACAUGCAAAAACUGUGGGGGCGCAUACCCACAUAGCGGGUCCUGCCCAGCUCAAGGUAAGACCUGCAAUUAUUGCAAGAAACUAAAUCACUUUAAGAGAGUCUGCAUGAAACUUAAGAAAAAAGAACCUAUUAACACAGUUCAGGAACGAGCCCCAGCAAAUGAUUCGAGAGUGUCUGACUCAUCUAGCAAAGAUGAGUACUGUUAUGGCGUGCGCUUUGACGAAGACUCCCACCUUAAGAAUGAGAAUCUCUUCAAAGGAAUAGGGAAACAACGAGACACUACGGUAAAGCUGCAUAUUGACGAAACUGUCAAACCGGUGGCACAAAAACAGCGCAGGACACCGUUUCAUCUAAGAGACAAAGUAGCAAACGAAAUUGAGAAACUCCUAAAAGAAGACGUCAUCGAGAAAGUCGAGGACACCCCUACACCAUGGGUAUCACCCAUUGUUACACCACCAAAAAAAGAACCAGGAGCAAUAAGACUGUGCGUAGAUAUGCGCGAGCCCAACAAGGCGAUUCAACGCGAGAGACAUCAAAUGCCAACCAUUGAUGAACUUAUCAAUGAUCUUAACGGGGCUAAAGUUUUUAGCAAGCUAGACUUGCGCACGGGUUACCAUCAACUCGAAUUACAUGAGGACUCAAGAUAUAUCACAACUUUUAGUACUCAUAUCGGCCUCUAUCGUUAUAAGAGACUUAAUCUUGGAAUAUGCUCGGCUUCAGAAAUAUUCCAAGAAGCCAUACACAACGUUAUUCGUGAUAUCCCUGGAGCAAAGAACAUUGCAGACAAUAUCAUAAUCUUUGGUACUAAUCAGAAACAACACGACAUCGCACUAGAGGCUACUCUCCAAAGACUCGAGAAAAAAGGCCUAACCCUGAAUAGGGAGAAAUGUGAGUUCAACAAAGAUGAAGUUGAAUUCUUCGGCUUGGUCUUUAACGCGAGCGGGGUAUCACCAGACCCGAAAAAGGUUGAUUCUUUGAAGAAAACACAAGCACCAGUCAAUGUAUCAGAAGUGAAGAGCUUUCUCGGCAUGAUGAACUACUCUGCGCGAUUUAUUCCUAACUAUGCCAUGCUGAGUGAACCACUUCGACGUCUCACACAGAAUGACGCCACAUGGACCUGGUCCACUGAACAAGAAAAUGCAUUUAUACCACUUAAGCAAUCCUUAACAGCUGAUACCAUCAUUGCAUACUUUGAUCCCAGCAAAGAGAUCGAAAUAAUCGUCGACGCUAGCCCCGUUGGUUUAGGUGCCAUGCUGGAACAAGACGGAAGAAUUGUAGCGUUCGCAAGUAGAGCUCUCACUGACACUGAGUCUCGAUACAGUCAAACAGAGAGGGAAGCUCUAGCAAUUGUCUGGGCGUGCGAACAUUUCGAUAUGUAUGUGAGAGGAGCCAAGAGUUUUAA